AUAGUGUCAAUGUCAUACAGUUCCUACAAGGCUACAUUGUACAAAAUAAUUAUUGUUUAUUUGUCGAGUUAAAAGUUUUUUGACUUCUUUUCUAUUUCUUAACUAAGUAUUAUUUUAUUGUAAAAAAACGCUAGAUUAGGGUCAUAAAAGUUUUUCGUCCCUCACAUAAUAUUAUAGUCCUUAAUGUAACCUACCUAUAUAUUUUACACAAAUCAGUAUAGAUUAUUAAGAAGAAAAAGAAAAAUUUACAGUUGAACAUAAUAAAAUGAAGCUUCAUCUUGCUUUGGUUCUGUUAACAUUGCUCGCAUAUAAUUCGAAAACAUAUGGUCAAAAUCGUGCGAAGCUUGAUGAAAAACGGCAACAGUUGACAGAUUUAACGAAAAAGCAGUCUAUAAUUCCUUUGAAUCUUCAUAAGUUCAAAGAAUAUGUUAAAACUCCACCAAAGGAUUACUCUUUUGUCAUUAUGUUCACCGCAAUGGCACCAUCUAGGAGAUGUGCUAUUUGUCAACAUGUAUAUGAUGAAUACCUGCUUUUAGCAAAUUCAUUUAAGUUCUCGGGGGCAAAUAGUGAUAAACUGUUCUUUGGUAUGGUGGACUUUGAUGAGGGCUCUGACAUAUUUCAAAUGUUAAGACUGAACACAGCACCAGUGAUAAUACACUUCCCAGCUAAAGGCAAACCCAAACCCGCAGAUUCCAUGGACUUUGAGAGGGCUGGUAUCCAUGCAGAGGCGAUGUCUAAAUGGCUUCAUGACAGAACUGAUAUUAUGGUCAAAGUUUUCCGUCCACCGAACCAUUCAGCAGCAUUUGCCUUUGGUUUGUUGGCAUUUCUUAUUGCAGUCUUCCUCUAUCUUCGAAGGCACAAUCUAGAAUUCCUAUACAACAAACAGAUGUGGGCCGUAUCUGCAUUGUUUUUCUGCUUUGCUAUGGUUUCUGGUCAAAUGUGGAAUCAAAUCAGAGGCCCACCAUUCCUACAUAGAAACAAGAAUGGUCCAGUGUAUAUAAACAGUGGUUCUCAUGGACAAUUUAUAAUUGAGAGUUACAUUGUGGCUGUUUUGAAUGGUGCAGUAGUGGUUGGCAUGAUUUUAAUGAUAGAAUCAGCUGGAGGUGUGAAAGGGACAGAAGCUAGAAACCAACAAGAAGGAAAGAAACGCAGAUUCCAGUCCGUUGUGGGACUUGUGAUGGUGUGCGUUUUCUUCUCUUUGCUUCUCUCAAUAUUCAGAUCAAAGACACAAGGUUAUCCUUACAGCUUCCUGUUCAAGUGAGAGAAUAAUUAAAUGUUUGAAAAACACUAAAUGUAAUUUUACCUUAUUAUUAUUGUGCAUUUAAAUUAAAGGAUUGAAAUAAA
Leptidea sinapis is the source of this 1344-nucleotide messenger RNA. RefSeq names its product tumor suppressor candidate 3 (gene Ostgamma). Gene Ontology annotation, cellular component: oligosaccharyltransferase complex. The record is from RefSeq and is a predicted model, not a curated record. Bases 266 to 1261 code for a protein of 331 amino acids. NCBI's taxonomy places the organism in Eukaryota, Metazoa, Arthropoda, Insecta, Lepidoptera, Pieridae. The transcript is spliced from 6 exons.